CGUCAGUAGGAUUCUGUACUGCGCAGGUGCGGCAACAGCAAGAAGUAGAAGAAGAAACCUGCAGACAGACACAAGUAGGCAACAUCUGAAACAUGGCUGGACUGGCACCCUUUGUGGUCUUAUGUGUCUUCAUUUUGGGUGCAACACAACAGACCCUGAACACUCAGGAUGCUUCUUUCUGUCAUGGUGGGCUGGAAGUAAUCUAUCCAGAACUGGACAUCGACAAAUGUCUCAUAAUUCCAAAGGACAGGAACCUUAGAGAGAAAGUCAGUACAGUUUGGAAAGCUCCACAGAUUUACUUCUCCAGAGCACAGCAGAAGAAGUACGUCCUGGCGAUGGUUGAUCCGGAUGCUCCCAGUCGCACCAAACCAACAUCUGCGCACUGGAGGCACUGGUUGGUCGUGAACAUACAGGGCAAAGCGCUCAAGAAUGGACGGAUACAAGGAACAACUCUCACUGAUUAUCUUCCCCCAACCCCGCCGCAUAAUACUGGCCUUCACCGCUACCAGUUCAUGUUGUUUGAACAGCCUGCAGACGCACAAGUGUCACUCACCAAGCAGGAGAAGUCAUCCCGCGGUAAAUGGGAUUUUCAGGCCUUCGUCAAAAGAUUUGAUCUGGGGGAGCCUGUUGCUGCUGUUCAGUUUCUCACCCAAAACUACAAAGACUGAAGGAUGCUCAGCUGCCUGAAAUGGAGGAAGUAAAAUCUGUUAGCACAAUAUUAUAGAAUAAGAUGUUUCCCCACUUUCCCUGUUUCUCUGCUUUCCCUGUUCCCUUGCUUAAGCAGCACGAAGUCUUCAAAGCUUGCACACGUCAGCCGUUUUUGCCCCUAUCUUAUCGUUGACUUGGAAAGAGACUUCCUCCUUGUGUUACAUCAGCUGCUUGGUUUUGAUGUUGCCCCGUAUCUCUGUCACGUGGUCUGGAGGGAAGGAUUCCUGUGAUAGAUUCUGACUUCGCUGGGGAUUUCUUAUUAGUUUCCGAACUCCGUCGACAAGAGAAGGAAGACCGCCUGAUAUCACAACUCGGUGUGGAAAGAGUUGAUUCUAAUUCAGGGGCGGAAACACGUCAGGGCCAAAAAAAGGAAGUGGGAGGUGAAACCGAGACCGCAACACAGCCGGAUGCCGCAGUGGAACUUGAACCAAAAUACUCUACAGAGUGACAGGACAGGGGGAGGGGCUGUGGGGCUGUCAUGUACCGAGGGAAGGGAACUUGCUGUUUGUGUAAUUGUUUAUCAUAUUUCCAUUGACCACUCUUACCACAACUGGAAACAAUGAGUUACUUUCAGGUCCUUGAUUGAUUUUUCGGAAAUAAAGAAAACGCUCCGUC
Messenger RNA from Acanthochromis polyacanthus (spiny chromis), 1323 nucleotides. Its product is annotated as phosphatidylethanolamine-binding protein 4. NCBI's taxonomy places the organism in Eukaryota, Metazoa, Chordata, Actinopteri, Pomacentridae. The record is from RefSeq and is a predicted model, not a curated record. The coding region runs from base 93 to 668 and encodes 191 amino acids. The transcript is spliced from 7 exons.